AUGGCCAUCGACAUGUGGUCGCUCGGCUGCAUUGUGGCCGAGCUGGCCCUGGGCCAGCCCCUCUUCCCGGCCGAGAAUGAGCACGACCUGAUCAUCCGGAUAGUCAGUGCCCUGGGCCUCCCCCCGGCUUCGGUCAUGGCCAUCGCCACUCGCCGGAAGACCUUCUUCGAUGCGGAGUUCCUCCCCCUGAAGCAGGGCGCCAAUGCCACUGCGCAGAUUGCCGCCAAGGCCGCGGCCGAUGCCGAGGCCGCCGCCUCCGGCAUCCCCAACCACUCGACCGCCCCGUACUACGUCCCGCCGAGUGGCACCAUGCCGCCGGCCAAUCCCCUGGCCGUGGUCCUUGCCAAGCAGGACCCGGCCCUGAUCGACUUCGUCACGCGUUGCCUCACUUGGAACCCGAGCGAUCGCAUGUCCAUCGCCGAGGCGUGGAACCACCCGUGGCUUCGGAAUGCCCGGCCCGGGCCGCCGCCCAUGGUGCUGGCUGCCCAGCAGGCGGCCGCCUCCUCGAGCAGCGCCGCCUCGUCCGAUGCCAGCGCCGCCGCGUCGGCCUCCUCCUCGUCCUCCUCGUCGGAGACCGUGGCCAGCGCCACCCUCGCCGCCGCCGCCUCCGCCGCCACCGGGGGCGUCUCCUCCUCGACGGCCGAGCAGGCCGACUCGCCGAAGCAGUCGGCCAUGUCCCGGGCCACUGGCGGUGGGUCUCCCCUGUCGGCCGGGUCGUCCUCCUCCAGCAGCACCACCAGCUCCCCGAGUGCCGGCGAUGUUGCCGCUGCGGCGCAUCACCAUGCCCACCACCACCACCCGGCCCCGGUGGUGACCUACUCCUUCGAGGAGCUGGCCGCCGGCCUGCGGGCUCUGUACAUCGGUGCCCCGCCGCCCUCGACCUCUGGGGCGCCGGCUGUUGCCGGUUAUGACAAGGCUGCCUACCAGAAGUGA
Molecule: messenger RNA, 933 nt
Organism: Fonticula alba
Lineage: Eukaryota; Rotosphaerida; Fonticulaceae
Exons: 1
Coding region: 1-933 (310 amino acids)
Biological process (GO): peptidyl-threonine phosphorylation; peptidyl-serine phosphorylation
Molecular function (GO): protein serine/threonine kinase activity; ATP binding
Source: RefSeq, a predicted model, not a curated record